Acanthochromis polyacanthus (spiny chromis) is the source of this 7027-nucleotide messenger RNA. RefSeq names its product zinc finger protein 37-like. Gene Ontology annotation, molecular function: DNA-binding transcription factor activity, RNA polymerase II-specific; RNA polymerase II cis-regulatory region sequence-specific DNA binding. Bases 2848 to 5232 code for a protein of 794 amino acids. The record is from RefSeq and is a predicted model, not a curated record. NCBI's taxonomy places the organism in Eukaryota, Metazoa, Chordata, Actinopteri, Pomacentridae. Gene Ontology annotation, biological process: regulation of transcription by RNA polymerase II. The transcript has 2 exons.
GAUGAACUUCGUAGACCUAUAGACCACUAUAUUUUGUGACUGCAUACUGGAUGUAAAUUUGUUUUUACUGCAGCUCCUGAGGUUAUACUUUUUUUGGUAUUUGUACGUCACAUAGCCAGAUUACGAUGAGUUUCUCUGGAAAGCAGUGACAUGUGGUGAAGGUUUCUUGCAGGUGUGAGGCGAACCAAACAUGCAGCUUCAAUUGUGCAACAGUUGAUGACUUUUGGUCCAGAUUCAAACCUGAGUUCAGAUACAGUCCAGUACCAAACUGAAGGAGAAAGACGCAUCUACAAUUUGGACACAACUCAAGAGAUUUGACACCUAGAGCUACAAAGUGUCUGCUUUCUGACCUCUAGCUCACCUCAGUCACGUCCUGGAACCUCAGUAGUCCUCAGUCAGACGCUGACAGAAAGUGAUGCUGAUGCUGCUGUCAGAGUGACUACUGGAAAGCAGAUAAGUACCAUUUUCUACAACCUCCUCUGCUUUUCCUUCACCUCCCUCUUUCACCCUCCCUCUCCUUCAUCCUCAUCUUCUCUGUGGUUUAUCUCGACUUUCAUGUCCCUCUCUGGCAACUUUCCUCUCACAUCUAUUACUUUCUUCUUUUAUCUCCCCAAAGCACCCGUCCACUUUCAGCUCCAUCUCUUCAACCUUCAUCUUAGCUGUCCACCUUUAUAUUGCAAUAUUCUUCGCCGCUCCGCCUUUUUUAGUUUUGGGGUCUCUCCAUUCUAUUUUCUUGAACACCUCUGAUCUGCCUGAAAUUUCUUCAGCAAACUAAGAAAAUGGUAUGUGAAAAAUUCUAUAUUUAGCAUGAGAAUUUGUACCAAAUAUUGCUGGAUAGCCUAAUGUAAGCAGAACAGAAUUUUGGAAUCUCAAAAUAUUUUUGCAAUCUUUACUUUUCCCCUUUUUUUAUUUUAGAAUCUUUACUUUUCUCUUUCUCCUCCUUUUGUUUUCGGAACCUUUACUUUUCCUCUAGACACUAUUUUUUUUUAAAUUCUAUAAUCUUUACUUUCCCUCUUAACCCUUUUUAUUUCAUAAUCUUUACUUUUCCUUUCACCCUCUUAUUUUCUAAAUCUUCAUGUUUCCUUUUGACCCUUUUAUAUUUUUUCAUCUUCAUCUUCCAACUUGAAACUUUUUUUAAGAAAAAAAUUGAUCUUUACUUUUCCUCUUGAUCCAACUUUUUCAUUUUAUAAUCUUUACUUUCUCUCUUCACUCUGUUUUAUAAUCCUUACAUUUUCUCUUCACCUUUUUUCUUUCAUCAUCUUUAUUAUUCGUCUUAACUUUUUUUUAUUACAUAAUCUUUAUUUUUCCUCUUGACCCUUCAUUUUAUAAAGUUUACUUUCCCUCUUCACCCAUGUCUUCACCCUUUUAUUUUGUAAGCUUUACUUUCCCACUGCCCUUUUUCUUUCAAAAUCUUUGAUAUACCUCUUCACCCUCUUUCUUAUAACUUUACUUGUCCUCUUUACCCUCUUUUAUUUUAUAAUUUUCAUUUUUCUUCUUGACCCUUUCUUGUUUUCUAAUCUUUACUUUCCCACUUUACCCUUCUUCAGUUAUUGUAUAUUCUUGACUUUUCACACCUGUUUUAUUACCUAUACUUCCCCACUUUCUUUUUUCUGUUUUAUCUUCACUAUCUAACUUCACUCUCUUAUUUGAUAAGCUUUACUAUUCUUCACCUUUUUUAUUUUAUAAUCUUUAAUUUUCCUCUUGACUCAUCUUUUUCAGUUCAUAAUCUUUACUAUUCCUUUUCACACUGUUAUUUUUGACUCUUCUAAUUUUCACCCUUUUUAUUUUAGUCUUUUCUUUUUCUCUUUACCCCUUUCAUUUAUUUUUACUUUUCCCCUUCACCUUUCAUAUUCACAAUUCAUAUUCUUUACCAUCCCUCUUCUCCCUCCUUUACUUUAUCUCCACUAUUCCACUUCUUCUCCUUUUAUUUUUUAUUCUUAACUUUCCUUCUGACAUUUUUUAUUUAAUAAUCUUUCUGAUCCCUCUUCAUGAUCUUUUAUUUUGUAGUCUUUACUUUCCUUGCUCCUCUUUUUUAUUUUAGAAUCUUGACAUUUCACUCCUUUUUUAUUAUCUACACUUUCCCUGUUAAUCCCUUUUUUGUUUUAGAAACUUUACUAUUCCUCUUCCCUAUCUUUAUAAUCAUUACUAUCCUUCUUCACCCUUUUUUUGCUACACUUUCCCUUUUCACUCUUUUUUUAUUUUAGAAUCUUUACUUCCUUGCCCUUUUUAAAAAUUUAUACUCUUUACUAUUGCUUUUCAUUGUCUUUUAUAAUCUUCACUAUUUCAUUUCUCCUUUAAUUCUCAUCUGUACUUUUUCUCUUGAUCCUUCAUUUUGUAACCUUUAGUUUCCCUCUUCACUCUUUUUUUAUCUUUACUUUUGUUCUCCAUCCUCUUUUCUGUCAUAAUCUUAACUAUCCCUCUUCACCCCCCUUAAUUUUGUAACUUAACUCUUCCUCCUCGCCCUCUUUUAUUUUCUAAUCUUUACUUCCCAGGGUUUAAUUUGAGAUCUAACUCUGAAAUGCCACCAUUUAGGAGUGGAAAUUAGUUUGUGGUACACCAAAGUGGCAUUCAGAAAAUUCAGCUGCAGCAUGUCUUUUCCACAAACAGCGAGACAAUCCAACCAACAUACCGUGUACACCUUGAACUGCAAGUACAGAGAUGGUCCCUAGUUUCUACCUAUCGUGAAUAUGCUUGUAGUGUUUUCACGCCAGGACAGUAGGUGGCUGUAUGAGCCACUGCAAGCUGCUUUCAUCUGCUCCAACAUAAUUUGCGGAAGUAAACAAAGUCUUGAACGCAACUUUUGUCAUCGUGUUUUCAAUCAGAAUUAUUCGGUUUUAGUGUCUCAGUAUGAAUCCAGUGAUGUAUCCGGUGCAAAGUGUGCGUAAGUUUGUCUGCGAUCGUCUCACAGAAGCCGCUCAGGAAAUCCUGGGAGUCUUUGAGCAGAGAGUCGAAGGUUACCAGGCAGAACUCGCUCGGCAGCGCAGACUUUUGGACUCCGUGUUUCUGCCUGAAAUAAAGUUACAACGCGCAGAUCUUCCCCAGAUAUCUCCCGGUGAGAACAGACAGAUUCACCAGAACCAGAUUAAAGAUGAACAUGAGGAAAUAUCCAUCAGUGAGCAACAGCAGCAGAAGACUGGCCGUUCUAAGUCGACUCCAGCUUCUGGUCCAAGUGUCUGCGGUGAUCGGUCCCACCAUUCAGACUCCGACCAAACGCGGAGUGCAGCGAAUAAAGAUCCCCAAACCAACAUCUCAGACAAAUCUGGAUCUGACGGGGAGAGUUCUGUAGAAAAACAGCUCUCCUCUCAAUACUCACAUGAAGCUGAGAGCCUUGGAAGCGCAACCCCAACAAGACAUAAUGAGUUUGCGCCAGAUCCGGAAAGCUACGACGAGAACACAGCAUCAACUGUGAAUAAUGAGCAGUCGCCAGAUAAGAGAAGCAAUGAAGAGGACACAACAUUAGCUACAAAUAAUGAGCAGUCAUCAGAUAAGCAAAGCGAUGGAGAGAACAUGAAGUUAACUACAAGCGCUGAGGAAAGCUUAAAUAAUAAUGAAGCACACGCAACAUCAACCAGUACUAAGGAGGUAACAAUGAUUGAGAAAUCCAACAGUGAGACGACAGAAUCAGCUGCAAGUACUAAGCCAGGACCAAAUAAGAGAAGCAAAAAGACGACAACAGCAACUAGAAGCUCCCGUCGAACGUCUAAUAAGAAGCAGGGUGAUGAGAAUCCUCCAGCAAAUGUGAAAAGUGAGUCGACACCAAACAUGAAAAGCCAGGAUGGGAGAUCAGCCUCAGCUGGGAGUGAGAAAAGCGACAAUAACAGCCUAGCACCAACAAGAAGCACUAAACUAACGCCAAACAAGAAACCUGACCCAAAAAAGAACAGUGAUAGUGAUCAGAAAUCAUCAAAUACAAGUGCUAAUCCAUCAACAAAAAGGAAACCCAGCAACAGAAAAUCAGCAUCAAGUAGAAGUACCACAAGAACAGCAAGCAAGAACCACACUAAUGAGAGCACAAGAUCAAAUGGAGAUACUCAGCCUGAUGCUAAAUGUCAUGAUGACACAACAACUGCAAGUACUGAGCCAAAGAGAAAUAAGAAAACAAAUGAGAAGACAGAAACCAAUGGAGGCACGGAUCAGACAGCAAAUAGGAAACCCAGUGAGGGGAACGUGAUAUCAACUUCAAGCACUAAACCAGCACAAAGUAAGAAACGCAGUGAUGUGAACGCAACCUCUGCUGGAAACAAUGAGCCAACGCAAAAUCAGAAUGGUAAUGGUGAGAACACAUCAGCCGCUGAAAGUACUGAAUCAACACCGAAUAAGAAACGGAGAACAACAUCAACUCGAAGCGAUGAGGGAGCAACAAAAAAGAAAACUAACAGUGAAACCAAAGUGUCAAAAACAGGUAGAGAGGCGUCACUACUACAAAACAAGGAAGGUGCAACGUCAUGCAGUGAUUCAGCACAAAAGAAGAUACACCAGGAUGAGAGUAUCGCAUCAAGUAUGGACGGGAAUGCAGCUGGAAAAGCCAAGAACCAUGACAAUCCCUACAAGUGCGACAUCUGCGGUAAAGUGAAGAGCAAUUUCAAAAACUACAAAUUUCACAUGAAAUCUCACACCGUCGAAAAGACUUUCAAGUGCCACAUUUGUGGGAAAAAAUUCAGAGAGAGCUGGUAUUUGAGUAAUCAUAUAGAAACUCACUCUGCUGAGAGGCCUUUCCCAUGCGACGUUUGCGGAAAGAGAUUCCUCCGCCGUUACAACCUGGACCUCCAUCUUAGGGUUCACACCGGGGAGAGACCGUUCAAAUGCAACCACUGUGGGAAAAGCUUCAGCUCUCCCGUGAAUUUGAAGAAGCACAUCAGAAUCCACACAGGUGAGAGACCUUACAGAUGCAGCGACUGCGGGAAAAGCUUCAGAGAUUGUACCUCCUUCAAAAAUCACCGUCGAGUGCACACGGGGGAAAAGCCCUAUAAGUGUACGUACUGCAAGAAAAAAUUCGCUACAGGGACGACUUUGAAGAUUCACAUCAGGACACACACGGGUGAAAAACCAUACAAGUGUGAUGUGUGCAAUAAGAGGUUUGGUCACAAAACAGAUCUGAAAGAGCACACGAGGUUGCAUACUGGGGAAAAGCCUUAUGAAUGCAAGAGUUGUGAGGAAAAGUUCUCCACAUGGUUAAAACUCCACAAACAUAAGCGUGUCCACACAACUGAUGGACAAAGCUCCCCUAAAUAACAUUUCUAUAUCCUGCUAACGAUAAAAGUUGACGACUCAGUCACAAGUGAUGCAUCUUGAGGUAGUUCAUGGGUCAUCACACAACUCAAAAGUAAAGUUUUCUUUUUUUGCCUUGAAUUUCGACUUAAUGCCAGUUUUGGGGUUUGUUGUUAUUUGUUUUCUUUGCAUAUUUACUGUAUUUUUCAGCUGGAUUUGGUCUUAAAGGUUGAAAAAAAAACUGCUGCAAGUGAAAAGUUGAACAUCACUCCAGGAAGGUUGGUUUGGGUAACUUAUAUAUGAUUUUUCAAAACUUAAGAAGUACCAAAACACUCCACAGCAGUUUAGUAGCAAACUGACAAUCGUUUUAUUGAGAAUUGUGACAUAGCUACUGUAGAUUUACAUUUUUCUUUGUACCAAUCAGGAAUAUGAUAAUGUAUUUGACUGGCCACUGUAGCUCUUUUUUUCCUGUUUUUUUGUUUGUUUGUUUGUUAUUUUGUAUGGUUUUGAAUUGCAUUUUUUUGGGGCUGAGCUGCACUUUUGCACACUUUUGCAAGCCGAGAACAGUGCCUGAAAGUUUGUGAAUUUUUUAGAUUGCCACCUUAAGAUGACCUAAAGCAUUUUAAUACAAGUGCUAACAGUAGCUAUAGAAACCCCAAUAAUGACAUAAUAAUACUGCAGUAUAUUUUGCCAUUUUUUUUUUUGUUUUGUUUGUUGUUUUUUUCAUACAUAUCUGAGUUCACAAACUGUCAGGCUGAGCGGUAUUUUGUAUGUGAGAAAAUGCAAGUCUUAGAGAGACUUAAUUAUAAGCAAAUGCUGACGUCCAUCUAUAACUAAAUGUAUUCUGGUGUUUACCAAACCUCUUAGAUGUCAUUUUCUAAGAUUUACUCAGGAAUAAAGUCUUAACUUCUUACUAAUGAGCUUAUGUAAAAAAAUCAAGUGAUUUUUUUAAUGUACAAUAUUUCAAAGCAAUAAAAAUGUAAAUGAUUUAAUUUACUACUGUAUGAUAAAAUAAUGUGUCUGUUGUACGUUUUUACACAACUAUAGGUGCCUUCUCUGAAUUAACUAUAUCCAGUUAGGGUAAACAAGACCUGCUAUCUUUUGAUUUUCAUACAAUUUUCUGUUAUUUAUCAAAAAAUACACCGAUUUUGGCACAAAACUAAAUGUUUCUAUUUAGAUAAGUGAAUAAACUGAAGUAUCGAGACAGACUGACAGCAAACACACUGUUAAAGACCCAGUCUGUACGAAUUAGGGAUCUGUCAACGGAAAUGAAACAUUGCUAGUAUUUCUAAUUAUGGUUUCUAUGAGUCAUGUUUUCAUUAGCUCAUAAUGAACGCUUAUCUAUUUAGGCAGCAGCUCCUGUUUCACCGCGCUGCAGCAUCAUGUUUCUACAAUAUCUCAGAGUGAAAUAUGAUUAUUAUGAAAAAUGUGUAUUUUUUUUUCAACAGCUUCUUCAUUUUUGUAAUUCCUAGCAUACAGAGGAAAUGGAUCCUCAUUUUCAAGUUCACUGAUUCCUGCAGAACCAUUACAUCUGAUGUGACCAAUAAUUGGAAUACAGUCAUCACAUAAUCACAACCAUUAUUAUAUAAUCAGAAGCCCAAUAAAUUUUGACCUUCAGGACGAUUCUUAGAGAUUUUUUGCUUUGGCUUUCUCGAAUGCACAAGCUGUACCUGUCUGAGCUGUGGUUCACCUGUCUUUACACAGACCUCUGAUUUACAAGCACGUACUAUAUAUAUAUUGACAUGCCUGAAAGGAAAUUAAUUUCAGUCAUUGUGGAGAUGGCUCUUUCAUCUUCUUCAAAUUAAAGCACUCUCCAGUA